UUGGGGCUGAAACGGACAGAUAAAGGUUCAGAAAGUCAAAAGCAGCAGCAAUCAUAAUUUCGUACUGAAGACUAUGUUAGGAUUGGCAAGCACUUUUAAACCUGCUCUUCACUUGGAACCUCUAAGCAUCCUUGUGAGUUGAAGCAGUUAUUUGCAUUGAUACAUGAAGCUGUGUGGCUCACAGAAGCUACCUUCGUUUACCUGUCUCUGCUGUCAGGCUAAGUUAUUUCAGGACUUGGACACCGGUCUCUGGCUCUAAUGCUGCUGUUCUUCUCAGCAGAAUAUUUUGGGAUCUUUUGGGUGGAUUUUGGUAAGCUUGUCAGCCCCUUUUCCAGGAUUGCUCUUCUCACUGGGAUAAGCCUAAGUCUGGCCAGCUGCCUAAAAGCCAUCUGGAGCCAGAGAAUCCUGAGUGUGAUCUUUGGAGCUGCCCAACUCUUGUACUUUAGUGCUUUGAUCACCGAGUUAACAAAUUGGAAAGAAGUAGAAGCAUGGACCUAUAAUUAUAGCGUAAAAGGAUACUCAUGGAAUUACUCCCGGGCAUUCUGCCAGAAAUAUUACACAGAUUUAGUGGCCAUCCAGAAUAAAAAUGAAAUUGCUCACCUCAAUGACAUCAUACCCUACUACAAAUAUUACUACUGGAUUGGGAUCCGAAAAAUCCAUGAUAAGUGGAUGUGGGUGGGAACGAAAAAACCCCUCACCAUAGAGGCUGAGAACUGGGCUGACAAUGAGCCCAACAACAAGAAGAACAACGAAGACUGUGUGGAGAUCUACAUCAAAAGUCCGACUGCUCCUGGCAAGUGGAAUGAUGAUCCCUGCAGGAAAAAAAAGCGGGCACUGUGCUACACAGCUUCCUGCCAGGAAACAUCCUGCAACCAUCAAGGGGAGUGUAUUGAGACUAUUGGGAAUUACACCUGCUCCUGCUACCCUGGGUUCUAUGGACCAGAAUGUGAACAUGUCAGAGAAUGUGGAACACUUGAUGUCCCAGAACAUGGCCUCAUGAACUGCAGCCACCCUCUGCAAACAUUCUCCCUCCACUCACAGUGCAGUUUCCGCUGCACUGAAGGAUACCACCUGAGCGGACCCAGCACGCUGCAAUGCUUGGCCUCUGGACUGUGGGACAAUGAGCUCCCACAGUGUGUAGUUGUGCAGUGUCAGCCUCUGGAAACCCCUAACAAAGCAACCAUGGACUGUGCUCAUCCACUUGCGGAUUUUGCAUAUGGCUCCAGCUGCAAAUUUGAGUGCCAAACUGGCUAUCGAGUAAGAGGCUUAGACACACUAUACUGCACUGGAGCUGGCCAGUGGACCUCACCCUUGCCCACCUGUGAAGCAACUACAUGUAAGCCACUGGAGAGUCCUGCACACGGAAUCAUGGAUUGCUCCCCGUCUGAAAGAGCAUUUCUGUACAACACCAAGUGUAGCUUCCACUGUGCCGAGGGCUUUGUGCUGCAAGGAGCUGAUGCAGUUCAAUGCGCCGACUCAGGAGAGUGGACAGCUCCGGCCCCCGUCUGUCAAGCUUUGCAGUGCCAGGAUCUUCCACUUCCAAAGAAGGCCCAGCUGAACUGCUCCAACCGCUUCGGUGCCUUCAGGUACCAGUCUGUCUGCAGCUUCUCCUGUGAUGAAGGCUCACUCCUGGUGGGAGCAAGUGUGCUCGAGUGCUUGGACACUGGCCACUGGAGUGCCAGUCCUCCAGAAUGCCAAGCCAUCACCUGCACACCUUUACUGAGCCCUCAGAACGGAACACUGACCUGCGUCCAACCUCGUGGAGAUGCUAGUUACAAAUCCACAUGCCAGUUCUCCUGUGAUGAGGGAUUUUCUUUAUCUGGACCAGAAAGAUUGGAUUGUACUCCAUCUGGACAGUGGACGGGUUCUGCCCCGACGUGCAAAGUCAGAGAAUGUGGAACACUUGAUGUCCCAGAACAUGCCCUCAUGAACUGCAGCCACCCUCUGCAAACAUUCUCCCUCCACUCACAGUGCAGUUUCCACUGCACUGAAGGAUACCACCUGAGCGGACCCAGCACGCUGCAAUGCUUGGCCUCUGGACUGUGGGACAAUGAGCUCCCACAGUGUGUAGUUGUGCAGUGUCAGCCUCUGGAAACCCCUAACAAAGCAACCAUGGACUGUGCUCAUCCACUUGUGGAUUUUGCAUAUGGCUCCAGCUGCAAAUUUGAGUGCCAAACUGGCUAUCGAGUGAGAGGCUUAGACACACUAUACUGCACUGGAGCUGGCCAGUGGACCUCACCCUUGCCCACCUGUGAAGCAACUACAUGUAAGCCACUGGAGAGUCCUGCACACGGAAUCAUGGAUUGCUCCCCGUCUGAAAGAGCAUUUCUGUACAACACCAAGUGUAGCUUCCACUGUGCCGAGGGCUUUGUGCUGCAAGGAGCUGAUGCAGUUCACUGCGCCGACUCAGGAGAGUGGACAGCUCCGGCCCCCGUCUGUCAAGCCAUCAAGUGUCCAGAACUCUUUGUCCCAAAGCAAGGCAGCAUGGACUGUUCUGGAACUCAUGGAGAAUUCAGUGUUGGCUCUACCUGCCACUUCUCCUGUAGCAAGGGAUUUAAGCUAGAAGGGUCCAACAAUGUGGAAUGUAAAGCUCCUGGAAGAUGGUCAGCACCUCGGCCAUCCUGCAAAGCCACAGUGUCGGUUGUUACUCCAGAAGUACAAUGCCCCGCUCUCACCAUUCCCAGUCAGGGAACAAUGUCCUGCAAGCACCAUCUGGCAACCUUUGGCUUGAACACCACUUGCCACUUUGGAUGCAAAGCUGGAUUCACACUUUUAGGAGACAAUAUUCUCAGUUGCAGUCCUUCAGGCAGAUGGACAGCAGUAACUCCAACAUGCCGAGCUGUCACAUGUUCGGCACUGCACAUUGAUAAGCCGGGAGAGAUGAACUGCUCCACUCCUUGGGGGAAAUUCAGCUUUGGAUCAACCUGCACCUUCCAUUGCCCAAAGGGUCAGUUACUAAAUGGCUCAGCGAGAGCAGAAUGCCAAGAGAAUGGUCAAUGGUCAGCGCCCACACCAACUUGCCAAGCAGGGUCGCUGACUGUUCAGGAAGCUCUCACGUACAUUGGUGGAGGGGUGGCAUCUCUAGCUGGCUUGGCAACGGCUGGAACACUCCUGGCUCUACUAAGAAAGCGUUUCAGACAGAAAGAUGAAGGAAAAAGCCCCUUGACCCCUCAUAGUCACCUAGGAACAUAUGGAGUUUUUACAAAUGCUGCCUUUGACCAGAGUUCUUAAGGGACCGUUCUUCUAGUCAUCUCGCUCAACCUCCACAGGUUCCUGUUUAUGAACAUUGGGUUUCCUGCCAGACUUGACUUUAACUGUAAUGUGUUUGUCGCAGCUUUCUGUAAAUACUUGUGAAUGAAGGACAUGGCAUUUCCUUUAGAUUAGCUCUGAGUCAGAGCAGAAGGAUUUGACCACGUUCCCAAGCUCUCCACCCACCACCCCUUUUCUAUUCCACUUCUCCUCUUCCUCCAGCAAAGCCUCCGAAGCCAAGGCAAAUGUCUCUGUAGUGGUUGGUGGACUUUGGCAAAGCCUGGAGCAUCCGAAUCACUAGAAGACAGGCUGAAGAGCAAUAUCACCAAAUCUUUAUUCUU
Messenger RNA from Ochotona princeps (American pika), 3590 nucleotides. RefSeq names its product selectin P (gene SELP). Lineage: Eukaryota; Metazoa; Chordata; Mammalia; Lagomorpha; Ochotonidae. The record is from RefSeq and is a predicted model, not a curated record. Gene Ontology annotation, biological process: response to cytokine; leukocyte tethering or rolling; heterophilic cell-cell adhesion. Gene Ontology annotation, molecular function: oligosaccharide binding; sialic acid binding. Gene Ontology annotation, cellular component: membrane; external side of plasma membrane. The transcript is spliced from 19 exons. The coding region runs from base 259 to 3231 and encodes 990 amino acids.